UUUGGGGGAGAGAGGAAGGAGAGGUUUGGGGGAGAGAGGAAGGAGAGGUUUGGGGGAGAAAAGAAGGAGUGGCCGGUUAGAGAGAGGAUUAUGUCAACAAUGGACUCCAAAGCAGAGAAAUAUGAGGUUGUUUUUGGCAUCGCUCCCUGUGUCCUGGCUCUCACUCAGGGUAGAAGGAAGCCCCGUAAACUGUUUGUAAAAGAUGGCGAUGCCUCUAACAGGGCGUCUGUGUUAAAUGUGUGUGAGGUGGCUCAGCGGCGAGGAGUACAAAUCCAGCGGGUCAGUAAGAACGAUCUGGACAAGAUGUCUUCUGGGCGAGUGCAUCAGGGAGUGUGUCUGCAGGCAAGUCCUCUGGGCUAUCUCACUGAAGACAGAGACUCUAAACCCAACGCGGGGGACACUCCUCUCUGGCUCGUUCUGGAGAAAAUUCAGGACCCCAUGAAUCUCGGCGCCAUACUGCGUUCGGCGUAUUUUCUCGGCGUGGACAGAGUUGUCAGCAGCCUUCAUGAUAGCUGCCCCUUGUCUCCAGUGGUCAGCAAGGCCAGCUCAGGCGCCAUGGAGGUGAUUGGGGUGUACGGAUACGAAAACCUCGAGGACAUGCUGAAGAUGAAGAUGGUGCAGGGCUGGCAGGUGGUGGGCACGGUGGGAGCUGAAGCCGAGGAGUCCCAGGUUCCUAUCACCCUGUGUUCAGACUUUAAAGUGACCAAACCCACGGUGUUGUUGAUGGGGGGUGAGGGGGAGGGACUGUCCAAGCAGCUGCUCUCUCUGUGCCAAACACAUCUAACCAUCCCCGCCGGCAGAGAGCUGUUCCCGGGGAUCGAAUCCCUCAACGUCUCUGUAGCUUCAGGCAUUCUGCUCUACUCUCUGCUGUCCUCCAGAUGAACAACACCUUCCAUAUCUGUCUGUACUCUAUGCAAGAUGCAAGGGAACUGAGAAUGUUAUGGAGGACAGAAUGAUAUGUCGAUGUAUUUGAAAUUGAACACAUCACGGCAAUCUUCAGAAAUGGCUUUAAAGGAUAAGGAUGAUCUUCUAUAAUGUUGGUUCUGUCAACACAUUCCAACAGUGAAUGUAUAUACAAGUACUGUGGGAGUAUCUGGUUCUUAUGUGCCAUAGAGCUCCAUUGUUGUCCAAAAACUAUUAAAAAAAUAUCAAUGAGGCACACUGUUGUACUGGGUGACAUGUUUUUGCAGUAUGAACACACACUGUAGUUUGUUUUGACUCAAUCCCACAAACACCGUCCUGCUGUCACACAAACUCAAAUACUCCGCAGCAGAAUGUAGUUCCCAGUAAAUGAAACAUUUCCUCUUGUUUCAGUAAAAACUGUAAAAACUGCAGUGACCAGCUGUUUCAGGAAAUAACAGACCCUUUUUUUAAAUAUGAAAUCAUAUUUGUGAUAUUUCUUUAAAGACUACUGCAGGUUAUGGAAGUGUGAGACUAAACUUUGCUUUUCAAAGCAAGAAAAAUAUAUAUCUGGAACGAUGUCAUUUCUCUGACACUGUACUGCAUGCUUUUUAUAUGCUGUACGUAAAACAAUAAGGAGGUCUAAAUAGAUUAAAUGUUAUUUUUUAAUAAAAUAUGACUUGAUCUUA
Messenger RNA from Trematomus bernacchii (emerald rockcod), 1589 nucleotides. It is a transcript of the gene mrm1, whose product is annotated as mitochondrial rRNA methyltransferase 1 homolog (S. cerevisiae). Gene Ontology annotation, molecular function: RNA methyltransferase activity; RNA binding. Gene Ontology annotation, biological process: rRNA methylation. The record is from RefSeq and is a predicted model, not a curated record. NCBI's taxonomy places the organism in Eukaryota, Metazoa, Chordata, Actinopteri, Perciformes, Nototheniidae. Bases 91 to 882 code for a protein of 263 amino acids. Gene Ontology annotation, cellular component: mitochondrion. The transcript has a single exon.